This is a messenger RNA of Uranotaenia lowii, 5133 nucleotides long. RefSeq lists its product as uncharacterized. The coding region runs from base 1374 to 2285 and encodes 303 amino acids. NCBI's taxonomy places the organism in Eukaryota, Metazoa, Arthropoda, Insecta, Diptera, Culicidae. The record is from RefSeq and is a predicted model, not a curated record. The transcript has 3 exons.
UUUGAUGCUGUCACAAAUACAUCAGUAUCUUCAGACUGGUGUGCGUGCAAUGCGGUCUGAUUCGCAUUGAUGACGUCAUAAGAGUUGUUUGGGUUGCAAUUACGGAAGAGUUUUUGAUUUAGAUAACUUUUGUUUAAUGAAAAAAUGGCCAAGUGCUGCAUAAAAUCCUGCAAAAUUUCGCAGGUCGACGCUAAGAAGCAAAAUAGAGCAGUGAGUUUUCAUCAGCUACCGAAGGAACCCGCGGUACGCAAAAAAUGGCUCGCGUUCUGUGGCCGUAAGGAUGGAUCCGGCAUAUACGUGUGCUCCCAGCAUUCCGAAUUGACGGAGUUUGUCAAUGUUUAUAUGGAAAACGCAAAGAGGGUUCUUAUAAAAUCUGCUUGCCAUCCGUUCGUGCCCUCCAACUGAGUCUGCUCGAUCCAUCAGAGCUUAAGUGAGGAACCGGAAGCAAGUGGUCGAAGAACUUCUACAGAGAAAUGCAAACUUGGGGAUCAGUUGAAGUCAUCGCCCUCGAUUACAAUAAAGGAUCUUCUAAGAUGGUUAUUCAACGACGACGGAACAAUCCACGGUAAAAAAAAAACGUUCUGUAACAACCGAAUCACGCUGAAAAAAAGCCAUUCAAUACUCAUUUUGAGAUGGGAAAUUCACUCAACAAGGAUAUAUGUUUCACCUUUUAUACGAGCGUUCACUAUCUUCAGUAUUAUAGUACUUUAAUCAUGUUAAUUUGACAACUUUUUCAGUAAACUGUAUUACGCACUGCAGCCCCGAUGAUGUUAUGACGUCAUCACUGUAAUACACACAAUGUUUACGUUUUUUCGAUCACCUAUACCACGGCAAACCGAGUUCAUCCACACCUCUACAUCUAGCUCAUGGGGUUGCACCCCGUAAAAGUUGUCAGUGUUGGGAGUAAGCAUAAGGGUGAGUAUAGCAACCAUAUAUUUGCUUCGUCCCGGGUAACGAUUCUGUUUGUUUAUUCAAAAAAAGUUUUGCCCCGCGCGAGUGGAGAUAAACGAAAACGGCAUAACUCUAGAUUUGUUUUAAACCAGGGAGGUGGCAAUCUAGUUCUUCUUUCGAACAACAAUCUUUUUCUUUUUUUCUAUCCAUCGGGAGAGACGUUUAUGGUGUAUUCCUCUCAAAGCAGUACGAAGUCUCAAAAGUCAAAAUUUCAACCAAUGAGGAAUCAGAAUGAUUGAUGUGUUAGUGUGCUAUCAACAAUACUUCUCUAGCAUUUGACAUUUAGUUCGGGUCCUUGACAGCAAAAUGUCAGGUUUGUUAUGGGCCCACAAAAUCGUGGGCCCGUAAUUUUGAUGGUUGUCAAAUUCAAUGACAAAGGAUAGGGAUGCCAUCUCCCUGUUUUAAACUGUUUAAAUUCCAAGAUGGCUUCUGUAAAAAAAACACUGCGACUGGUAUCAAAGAACGAAGCUGAGCGGAAAGUGUUGGGAACCAAGUUCUGCCAGGAAGGAAGUCGGGAAAAUAAAGAUAAGAAGCCGCCUCUAUCCGUAAUCGCAAUUGACGCUAUCUCCCGAGAAACCGUUGGGAAUACAGAAAAGAAGAAGAAGAUGGCUUCUGAAAACAAAACACUGCGACUGGUAUCAAAGAACGAAGCUGAGCGGAAAGUGUUGGGAACCAAGUUCUGCCAGGAGCGCCAGGAGACUGUCAAUGCAGAACAUCCGGGUGCCUGGUUUAACCGUCCGGAAAAUAAAAAUAAGAAGCCGCCUCUAUCCGUAAUCGCAAUUGACGCUAUCUCCCGAGAAACUGUUAGGAAUAUGGUAAAGAAGAAUCUGAAGACUGGAUUGGACCCUGCUCUGGUUACGACAUUUAUUUACAAUGAGUUUUGUGCGAAGCCUGCUGCAUUGAGUGCGGACUGGGUGUCUUUCAAUCGAAUGAUCGGAAAACAAGGACAAAUGAUAUCUUUGAACGAUAUCUUUGAUGUCAAGGCCCAAGAAAAUUACCCACCUGCAGAAACUGUUGCUGACCAAUAUAAAAUGAAAGAUACUGAAGUUUUGAGUUACCUCAUUGCGUUAAUCGGAGUUAUCCGGAUUAGCCCUGCAAUGGAGGAGACCUACCGAGACACAUUGAAGGAGAAUCUGAAGGCUUUGAUCAAUGCAGCUGGAACCGAGAUUGAGCUAACUGAGAUAGGUGCAGAUAGGGACAGGCUGACAUCAUACUCCGAAUAUCGGAAAGUCGUUGCAGGGGUUGACAUGUUUUUAUGCGAGUUCCCUGCACACCCGUUCAAAACGGCCCGAUAUGGAAGCAUAAUCACUCGCUGCAGAGAUUCCCGAAUAUAAAAAUACUGUUACCAAACAGUUACUAUAAUAGUUAUACAACUAUUCGGAACAGCGUAAAAAAACUUUUAGAAAACGAUAACUGACAUCGUAAAAAACAUUCCACUAAUUGUGAAUUCCAAAACGACGGUCCGUUGAAUAUGGCGUUAAGUUAUGUUACUGUUAAAAACUAUUAAAACACUUAUAUUGAAGAACUGUUCAGCAAACAGUAGAGACAACGUUCAAAUACGCUCAUGAAAAAGGUAUUUUUGGCAUCGAACUGUUUUUGUUACAGUUAUUCUUAAAAUUUCCUCGUAACUGAACAUUUACAGUAAUAGUCGCAAAACGAUUCGAUAUGACGUUCUUCCAACGUUAUGCGUAUACUGUAUUCUGAAUCGUAUAUGGGAAUGAUGCACGCACACACACAAACUUUUUUUCUUUAAGUGAAAAACAAACUCAUUUUUUUAAUUUUUAUUAAUGUUCAUUUUAUUCACCUGUAUCAUUUGUAUAUUUGUUUGAGCUCCUUCACUAUGUCUAAUUACAAAAACACGGGCCGUGCGUUGGCGUAGCUGCUGGUCACUGCUGGAACCGAAAGUCGUACGGAACAUUGCUCCUCCCAACGUGACGACAUUGCAGCUCCAGCUCCCGUCGCUGAAAUAAAAAAAACACUUCUUCAUACCUUUGCAUCGAUAUAUACAUAAUGAUAAUAAAACUUACCUGUUGCGAAAAUUGAUGGUGUCCUUAUUCCUGUUUAUCCAACCGUCUGUCCGUCGGUUGGACCCUAUCCGGAGGGAAAUUUUGUCGCUGCUAGAGGAAGGAGCUGAACAUUUUGAACGAGUAAAACAAAGAGUUGUUGUUUUUUUAGUGUUCUUCUUCCAGUUGUCAGCCAGUGAUGCCGACUAGACCGACUUUAAAAAAUUGUGCCAAUAUGAAAUUAAAAUGUGAGAAUAUAAAAGAUUUAAAACUUUGAUGUUUCAGUGUCGCCUGUAAGCAUGUAUGCUAGCCUACACACCAAAUUUGUAAUUGCUUGUUGUUUUUUAACAUGCAAUGAGCUAAAAUCAAAAUUAAGUCCAUGGAUUCGUAUAGAAAAAUUCAUAAUUAUCUUUCAUUACCUUACUUGAAGCGUUAACAUUUGUUAAAAGCAUUUUGUAAAUCAAAGAGAUAACCUCGUUUAGUAUGAUGAUAGUUAAAAAAAUUAAAACUUUUUGUAAAUGUGUACUAAUUUUGUACAAAACCAUCUGGCAUCCCUGACCGGGCGUUUCGUUCAUUUUGACGUAAAUGACAGAAGAGAUGAACGGUAUGUGUAACGGUUCAAGUUCGGUUUUUAUGAUUAAAGAAAAGUUGAAGGAAAUCGUUAAAUCAUUCUACCACCUUUCCAGAUAUCAUCACGUUUUCACAUAAUCGUACAUAUUUCGUUCUUAUCGUUGGAGAAGUAAAGUUUAAAAGAACAGCUACGUUUACAGAUACAAUCACAUUUACUGAAGCCGUUGAUGUAUUGUUUAAACUGUUUGAGAUAUGGUUUUUUAGUAUGCGGGUUGUACAGUCCCGUUGGCUCUAGCAAAAAUGAGGAAAAGUAUUAUUCCGUUGUAAAAAUAUCACAUUAAAAAAUGAGGAAAAGAUAUGGGAUGGAGUCAAAUGAUAUAAAAAGAUGGCUCUGGACAAAGGGUCUUCAAAAGGAAUUCGUGAAUGUUAUGGAGGACGGUCACGAGUUAGACGAUCCCCGUUCUUAUUCCAUGUAUUUUAUGGAAAUGCAACUAUCUAGUAAAUCACCUUACACAGCAACGAUGAAUCCUAAUCUUUUUCUAUUUAUACAUGUGGUUGGCAGUUUUUCUUUGCAACAACGAUCACUAAACGCUCGUUACCUAGCAGGCGCCGACGAUGAGAAUGUUGUCAAAAAUGCUAUUGUCAUGUUUCAUGCGAUGUGUACUGCUCCGGGGGAAAUCAUGGCAGCGGAACCUUCUACAUCAAAUGGUCUAAAGUGGCUGAAGUGGGUCUGUAACUUGAACGGAAUAGUCCCUCGGAGGUUGUAUAGAGAAGCAUAUGCCCGAUCGGCCCAGAAAGCUGACUGUCGUGAGGGAACAAUUGGAGAACGGUUGUACGCAUAUGCGCAAGCUUACAGGCUACAACAAGAAGAAUAACAAAUCUAUGCAUUAUAAAUAGAUAUUUAGUAAGUAAUACAUACAUGAAAAAAUAUAAUUUCAAGUUAUUUAAAAUUAUUUACUACGUUAUUUAAAAACAUUGCAACGAAAAAAGUCGUAAAAAAAGAAAAAAAUCAAAUGUUUAAAUGGCAAAAAUGAAGCAAUCAAUGUAUCUUCUAUAUAUAUUGUUAGUAUUAAGACAAAUUCGAUGGUUGCAAACUGAGCGUGAAGAUCAUCAGCUGUUAUGGCUCAACAUAAACAGCCAGUCUAGAAAAACCAGAAAAGGUUUCGUGUGAUCUGGAGAAUAAAGAUUCUGUCUCUUUGGAUUCAGACCUCAAACUAAUCAGAAGUGUUUUAAGUUAACAUAUAGAGAAAACUACCUAAACUUACAGUGGCGAACGAGGAGAAUUUGAGUAGCCGGUCAAUUUAGACGCUACCCGAGGCUUUUGUGUUUGGAAGCUUUGUCGACGCCACCCAUCGCCAUUUCUGACGCCGCCAUUCGCCAUUAGCGACGCCGUCCACCAUAAAGGGACGCUGGUGUUAUCGUAUUGUAGAAUUGGAAUUUUGUUUAUCGCCGCGCCGAAUUGGGGUGCCGGAAGUUCCUGGUGUUGUUUUUCGAUUUAUUCGACGUUGGAUUUUGAGAACAUAGAAUCGGAUCGCUCUGGGGGCACAUGUGAUCUCGGCUCACAGGGGGCAGAUCAAAAAGGCGCAAAAUGAACAUAGGCGCAAUGCGG